AUGGGUUGCUUUCUGGGCUGUUUCGGUGGUCGGAAGAAUCGCCGGCGUCAAAAACAUAGAGAAUCCGAUCAGGCUAGAGCAAACAAUCUCUCUGUGGAAUCUGCUAAACCUGAUCAUCUGAAUGAUAGAGUCCCUACAGUUGAGGAAAUCUCGGAAAACUCUCUGAUUCCAAUCACUGAAAUCUGUGACGAGGCUGAAGAGAAAUGUAGUCCAAGUCCUACUAGGAAGAGAGUCACUUUUGACUCCCAAGUCAAAACCUAUGAACACAUUGUGCUACAAGAAUCUGUUGAGCUCUUGCAAGAGGCAAAAGAAGAGGUCAAAUCCGAAGAGGUGUCACUGAAUUCGAGCAAGACAGGUCAGUCUUCUUCUGAGAACAUUGAGGUUGCCCCAAACUCCUCAGGGACGUAUCCUUCAAACCACAGAUACAAGAAUUGCAGAGAAAGCGAUGAUGAAGUAGAAGAGGAUGAGUUAGACUGCAGUGAAAGCGACCUAGAAGACGAUGAAGAUUACUACAGUGAUGAAAUUUAUAAUGAGGAGAAGUUGCGUAGCCAAACCAAAGAAGUUCAUACUGAAGAGGCUAAUGCAAAGCUGAGAAGGUCUAAUGAGAAUGUUAGAGAUGAAGACAACUAUGCUCAAGGAGUGCUUAACCCCGUUGAGAAUCUCACUCAGUGGAAGUCAGCUAAAUCCAAAGGGAAAACAAUACAGAAACAGUCUCAAAAGGAGAACUCUAACCUCAUCUCAGACCAAGAGGACAAAAGGGAUUCCUCUUCUCUCGGCACAGACCCUCAGAGUAAUGAUGCAACACUCAGCUUCAGACCCAAGAAACCGAGAAACGAAGAAAUAGCUGUUGAUGCUAGCCUUUCGACCUGGUUAUCAACAUCUGAGACGGGUAGUGAAUCCACCAGAGUCUCUAUUAAACCCGAGAAGAAUAAGUCUAGCUGCUACUCGAAACGAAUGGUAAUCAGUCAUGACGACAGACCUGUGCUAUGUGCAUUGACGUUGGAGGAGAUCAAACAGUUCCCUGCUACAUCUACGCCAAGGAAAUCACCUAGCAAAAGUCCCGAUGAGACGCCUAUCAUAGGCACAGUUGGUGGCUACUGGGGUAAUCACUCAAAGGCAAUAGAUUGUGGCUCUGCAUCUUCAUUCAAGGGGAUACCCAACACCACCAGCAAGUACAGAGAGGAUAAGAGCGUGAAUUGGCAUUCAACACCAUUUGAGGCAAGAUUGGAGAAAGCUUUGAACAACAUAGAUAAAUAA
Molecule: messenger RNA, 1257 nt
Organism: Thlaspi arvense
Lineage: Eukaryota; Viridiplantae; Streptophyta; Magnoliopsida; Brassicales; Brassicaceae
Source: the annotation of a GenBank genome assembly